Molecule: messenger RNA, 426 nt
Organism: Rotaria socialis
Lineage: Eukaryota; Metazoa; Rotifera; Eurotatoria; Philodinida; Philodinidae
Source: the annotation of a GenBank genome assembly
AUGCCAAAAAAAUUUCUAGAAAAAAUUGCUCGAGCUAUUCGAAUUACAUUCAGGUUAUCAUCUUCAAACACAAAAAUCGUGCCCGACAAUGAUAUAGAUAAACCAAAUAAUUGUACACACCAUUCGACACUGACUCGCCAACUGUCAAGAAAUGAUGAUUAUUUUGAUCUACGUGAUUGUUUUUCAUCGGAUUCAAAAGAUUCUGAUAAAUCAUUGAUUGCUUUAUCAGAAGAUAAAACUGAUUAUCGACUAGAAUCCACGCCCAAAUCUUCUAAUCAUUCAUCUUCAUUUGAAUGGUGUCAAUGUCCAUGUCAUCAAUAUAUUGAUAGUGGUCAUUUUGUCAAUGAAACAAAAUCGCACCUAUUCAUGCGACAAAAAAAGCAACAAAAACUAAUUCAAAAUAAAGUUUAUCCUUUUAUUGUUUGA